Messenger RNA from Pocillopora damicornis (cauliflower coral), 1695 nucleotides. Its product is annotated as proproteinase E. Gene Ontology annotation, molecular function: serine-type endopeptidase activity. Lineage: Eukaryota; Metazoa; Cnidaria; Anthozoa; Scleractinia; Pocilloporidae. Gene Ontology annotation, biological process: proteolysis. The record is from RefSeq and is a predicted model, not a curated record.
AUGGCUAAACAGAUCGGGUCACUGACUCCGAAAAUAUCCAACCUUCCCAUAGGCGAAGCAAAAUCGUCCAAGAACAGAACGAGACCAGUUGCAGGGACAUUUGGAAUUCCAUACAAUUUGGGGGGCGAAGUUAGUGGCGCCAAAAGAACAGCAUGCAGAACUAGCACUUGCUUGAUUCUGCUGGGGGCCAGGAGUAGUUCAUGCGAAAGCCAUCAAAGCCAAGAGAGUUUAUGUUUCGUCCUUGUGUUUUUUCAUAGAAUACCCAGAAUGAUAAACAUUUAUAAUAUCGCUGUGGUUAUUGUGGUUUUACUGCCUUCAAACCAAGGUCGGCAUCACAUAAUUAGCCGUGGACAUCUGAAGCCUCCUCUAGAGGAACCGGCCUUCUUUACAACGGAUAUAGAACUAGAUGAACUUCAUUUGAAGCAGGAGCAACAACGAAGAGUCAAGGGAGGAACAAAUAGUCAUAAGAUGCCACCUCCUGUUGGUCCUAUCAGGGACCUUCACCUUAAGCAAGAGCAAAAACGAGGAGACAGUGGAGGACAAAAGACCUUUAAGAUGCCACCUCAUCAUGGUCCUAUCCGAGAAAUCAAUCCACACGCACCAUACUUCGACGAAGGUCGUGACAGUUGUGGCCGCAAUUCAGGUUCUUCUUCACGAGUCAUCAAUGGCGAUGACGCUACUCUUGGAGAAUGGCCAUGGCAGGCCCGCUUGGAAUUCAACCAUCACCAUAUAUGUGGAGGGUCACUGAUUAUGGCAGAGUGGGUUAUGACCGCUGCUCAUUGCGUACUUAAUGAUGAUCCCAGCAAGUUUAAGGUGAUCCUUGGGGAUAUCGAUCGUAAGAAGAAUGAAGGCUCAGAACAAGAAUUUGAGGUGAAACGUAUCAUCAAACAUCGUCUAUUCUCACACCCAGUUCCAUACGAGAACGAUAUCGCCCUCUUUCAGCUUUCGCACCAAGCUUCUCGCGGCGAUUUAGUGAAUACAGCUUGUUUACCAGAAUUUCUUGAAGAAGUGCCGCUUGGGAAGGAAUGUUACAUAACAGGUUGGGGACAGAUGUUUGGUAAAGGCGAUUCAGCUACGAUCCUACAACAGGCGCGAAUGCCUGUUGUCUCUAACGGAGCAUGUGCAGCAAAACUGGAUACCUCACCGAAUGGUGGGCUUCAUACUGAUAACCGAACCUGGAUAGUGACAAGCAAAAUGAUCUGCGCAGGAGAUGCAGGGCACACUAAGACAAGCGGCUGCUUUGGGGACAGCGGUGGACCAUUUCAAUGCAAGAAUACCGCUGGCCAGUGGGUAGUGCAGGGUAUUGUAAGCUGGGGUGACCCGGAUUGUUCAUCGAGUAACCAUUACACGGUGUUCACUCGGGUCAGCGUGUUUCGCAAGUGGAUCGAGGAUAUGUUGAAAGACACAGUUAACAAAUCUGAUAAAGACAUUUAGGUACAUCUAAGCAACCACGUAUGAGCCGGAAAAUUUCGUUUUUUUAUAAAUAACAAUUAAAUUUUGAAAAGUCAGUUAAGUUACCUUUUUAGUAUUUAACUAUCGGAGGAAAUGCCGCAUAAGAGAAAAAAGAUUGUAAAUUAACUUAAAUUAUUACGGGAAAGCUAUGACGAUUGUAAAUUAACCUAAACAGGUUUAAAGUAACGGAAAAGUAAAGGUUACUUAGGAUAGAUCUCACCUAUUACAUUUCCGAGCUUGAAA